AGUCACUACUGUGUGGCUCGAGUGUGUGGCCGUAGCAAAGAUGGCUGAUCGGUACCUCAUCUCCAAGGACACGGUCGUUGAAGGGGCUGCUGUGCCCGAGCUUGUCAAGCUGAAGCAGGAAAGAGACGCGAAGCUGGCCGAGGAGAAGAAGAAAGCUCUGGAAGAGAAGCAGAAGACCAGAGAGGAAGAGCGAGCAAAGCUCAAGGAGCGUACAGCUGCCUAUGAGAAGGAGUAUGCUGACACAGCCGCAGAGCUUGUGAAGCUCCGGCGAGAAGCCAAGCUGAAUGGGAACUUCUUCGUGGAGCCUGAGGCAAAACUGAUCUUCGUGGUGCGCAUCGCGGGUAUCAUGAAGAUGAGCCCCAAGCCCAGGAAGGUGCUGCAACUUCUGCGGCUGAAGCAGCUGCACAAUGGAGUCUUUCUGAAGGUCAACAAGCCGAUCUUGAACAUGCUGAAACUUGUGCAGCCUUAUGUCACCUAUGGCUAUCCCUCCUUGAAGACAGUGAGGGAGUUGAUCUACAAGCGUGGCUUUGGCAAGGUGAGCAAGCAGCGCAUUCCACUGUCCUCCAACGACAUCAUCUCUGAGAACUUGGGCAAGCACGGCAUUCAUGGAAUGGAGGAUAUCAUCCAUGAAAUCUAUACCGUUGGCCCCAGCUUCAAGCAGGUCUCCAACUUCUUGUGGCCAUUCAAGCUCUCCUCCCCCAAGGGUGGCUUCAUCAACAAGCGUCAUGGCUUCUGUGAAGCUCGUGGGGGUGACUGGGGCAACCGCGAGGACCUGAUCAACGACCUCUUGAGACGGAUGAACUGA
Messenger RNA from Durusdinium trenchii, 805 nucleotides. Lineage: Eukaryota; Dinophyceae; Suessiales; Symbiodiniaceae. The record is from the annotation of a GenBank genome assembly.